This is a messenger RNA of Teleopsis dalmanni, 983 nucleotides long. RefSeq lists its product as uncharacterized. The transcript is spliced from 2 exons. Gene Ontology annotation, cellular component: secretory granule. NCBI's taxonomy places the organism in Eukaryota, Metazoa, Arthropoda, Insecta, Diptera, Diopsidae. Gene Ontology annotation, biological process: neuropeptide signaling pathway; regulation of hormone secretion. Bases 111 to 899 code for a protein of 262 amino acids. The record is from RefSeq and is a predicted model, not a curated record. Gene Ontology annotation, molecular function: enzyme regulator activity.
CGCAAUCAUUUUGAGUAGUGGAGUAUCUAUACAUGCACUCACAGUAACAGCUGCAAAUAUAGAAAAAAUCAAUAAGUGAAAAAUUAAUCACUCGGAAAGAGUACAGCAAUAUGCUACUGCAAAAAUUUGGAGCAGCGGCAAUGGCUAAAAAGUACAUGGUACUUGCUAUUUUAUUGGCAUCAGCGAAUUGUUAUGUGCACGCCUAUACUCCCAUAUCAAAGGAAAAUAUAUUUGCGGAUGUUUUACUUUCGGAAAUAUUGAGUCGUAUGGAUAAGGAUAUGGAUCCGCUUAACAAUAAUUAUUUCGAUAUGGACGCAGAUUUACCAAAAGCAGUUGAUUUAGUUUCACGUUCUUCUAAGAAUCACCCAUCCGAGGAUUACGAGUAUCGUAGCAUGUUUGGUGGUGCCUCACAUCCAUCAAUACGUGAUCAAGAAUAUUUGCCACAUAAUUCACUUUGGGGUCAUCAAUAUGUAUCUGGCGGAAUGGGUGAGGUACCUAAUCGUUACAAUACUAUUGUUAAGACCGAUGCUAGUUUACCUGCUUACUGUAAUCCACCAAAUCCAUGCCCAUUUGGUUAUGAGGAGAGCCAAGGUUGCAUAUCAGAUUUUGAAAAUACUGCUAUUUUUAGUCGUGAAUUUCAAGCAGCACAGGAAUGUACCUGUGAUAAUGAACAUAUGUUUGAUUGUGCUGGUCAGGAUAGGAGCGCCAAUAAUAAUGAAAUGACCUCUACAAUGGAAAAAUUUUUAAUGCAUCAAUUCCAGAAUGAUAAUGGCAUUGAUAAUACUAAUGCAGUGGUUAAGAAGUUUUAUAAUUUUGGUAAAUCUGACGGAAAUAAUCCUUUCUUACAAGGUGAGAAAUUGCCAAUUGCAGCCAAAAAAGGCGAUCAUAUUCAACUCUAAAUUAUUGCAGCAGCCAAUCGUACUUGUACUUACUUGAGAAACAAAUAAAUAAAUUAAAAAUAACAAAAAAUAACAAAAAAAAAA